Cydia pomonella (codling moth) is the source of this 709-nucleotide messenger RNA. RefSeq names its product DNA polymerase epsilon subunit 4 (gene PolE4). The record is from RefSeq and is a predicted model, not a curated record. Gene Ontology annotation, molecular function: protein heterodimerization activity. Gene Ontology annotation, cellular component: CHRAC; nucleus; epsilon DNA polymerase complex. The transcript has 3 exons. Lineage: Eukaryota; Metazoa; Arthropoda; Insecta; Lepidoptera; Tortricidae. Bases 115 to 531 code for a protein of 138 amino acids.
GUGUCAAAGUCAUUCAUGACUGUUGUGUGAUUUGUGGGCAAUAGAGCGAUUCUUGUUUUCCUGUGUAUUCACUUUAAAUUAAGUAAAAUUAUACGUGUAAAUUUAUAAAGAACGAUGACCGAAAGCCAGCAUUACACGGAUAUCGAUAUAUCAGACGUCAUCGACGACACAGAACAGUAUGCGGACACGGAACAAUACAUUGAUACUGAAAUAAACUCCGAACCCAUUGAAAGUGAGAUUCUGCAAGAAUCCGAGCUAGUUAGCUCUGAAGAACACGUGGAAAAGAAGCCUCAGAGUGCGAGGAGUGAGGUUGUGAAGGCCACAAGAUUACCUAUAGCGAGGAUUAAAAAUAUAAUGAAGCAGGACCCAGACGUAAGCGUCAUUAGUGCUGAUGCUGCGUUCUUAGUGACGAAAGCUACGAUUUUUGCAUCUCACUUACGCUUGCAUGGUAGGGAGGCUGGUCAAGUUAUAAAUAUGGCUGACCAGUCAGGACAGUUAAUUCUGUUGGACACCAGACCGAACAUCUCCUGAUGAUGCCUUUCAGAGAGGUCAAACAUGUGUCUAGUUUUGCACAUUUUAAGAGCUAUUUCUAGAAACAAUAGUCAAAGAAACAUACAACACAUCAACUAAGAAGAAGAAGAUAAUUACCAAGAAGGAUUUAGACUACGUCAUAAAUAUGGUGGACUGCUUGUGUUUCUUAGAGGGUGCU